This is a messenger RNA of Diorhabda sublineata, 619 nucleotides long. RefSeq names its product probable 28S ribosomal protein S25, mitochondrial (gene mRpS25). Gene Ontology annotation, cellular component: mitochondrion. Gene Ontology annotation, molecular function: structural constituent of ribosome. The transcript is spliced from 4 exons. The record is from RefSeq and is a predicted model, not a curated record. NCBI's taxonomy places the organism in Eukaryota, Metazoa, Arthropoda, Insecta, Coleoptera, Chrysomelidae. Bases 60 to 569 code for a protein of 169 amino acids.
AUAAAAAGAAGAAGUAAGUCGAUAUAAUAAUAACCUAAAUUAUUUAUUUAGGAAAUAAGAUGCCUUUUAUGAUAGGUAGAGCUCCUAUUAGGAGAACAAUUAAAUAUUUAGAAGCAGGAAGGUUGGUUUUAAAAGAUAAGAUAAAAAUAGUUACUGUAAAUUACAAUACACAUGGUAAAGAACAUAAUGGAACCAAGGAGUUUGUUUUUUGGUAUUUGCCACAAAUUCAAUACAAGAAUCGUGACGUGCAGAUCACUACGUUGAAAAAUAUGACCCCAACACCUUUUAUAAGAUGUUUUUAUGAUACUGGAGAACAGAUGUUAAUAGAUACAUUCGAUCGUACUAAAGAAGAUAUUUACGAACAUCUUAUUAAUAUUGUAGGAAAACCUAAGGAUGUUUUGGCAGCCGAAAGUAUGGUUAAAGAAAAGGAAGACAAUCCUGCUAACUUUGGAAAAGGAUACGAUAAACAUUGCAUUUGUGAAAUACCUGGUCAAGUACCUUGUCCCGGUACUUGCCCUCUACCUAAACACUGGAGAGGAAAAUACAAAUAUAAUAAAAUUGUGGAAUAAUUUAUUUUACAGUUUAUUGUAGAUUUAAAAUUAUAUUUUAUAUUAAAGUA